Molecule: messenger RNA, 1053 nt
Organism: Sparassis crispa
Lineage: Eukaryota; Fungi; Basidiomycota; Agaricomycetes; Polyporales; Sparassidaceae
Product: Guanine nucleotide-binding protein subunit beta
Exons: 5
Coding region: 1-1053 (350 amino acids)
Biological process (GO): G protein-coupled receptor signaling pathway
Cellular component (GO): heterotrimeric G-protein complex; cytoplasm
Molecular function (GO): protein binding; signaling receptor complex adaptor activity
Source: RefSeq, a predicted model, not a curated record
AUGUCUCAAUCACCCCAGGGAGAUAUCCAGGAGAGGAUUGCGGCUGCCAGGCGCGAGGCAGAGAGCCUGAGGGAGAAAAUCCGAGCACGGAGAGAGUCCUCAGCUGACACCAGUUUGCGAGCUAUGGCUGCGGAAGUCGCUGCGUUGCCUCGCAUCGUUAUGCGGCCGCGCCGGGCUCUGCGCGGUCAUUUGGCCAAGAUUUACGCUAUGCACUGGGCGACUGACCGCAGACAUCUCGUUUCCGCUUCGCAGGAUGGCAAGCUUAUCGUCUGGGAUGCUUACACCACAAACAAGGUUCACGCCAUCCCCUUGCGAUCAAGUUGGGUAAUGACCUGCGCUUAUUCACCCUCCGGCAACUACGUUGCGUGUGGAGGUCUCGACAACAUUUGUUCCAUUUACAACCUGCACUCGAAGGAAGGUAACAACGUCAAAGGUGCUCGUGAGCUUAGCGCACACUCGGGCUACCUCAGUUGCUGCCGUUUCCUCAACGAUCGUCAAAUUGUAACCAGUUCCGGCGAUAUGACGUGCAUGCUAUGGGAUAUUGAGGCAGGAGUUCGUGUCGUGGAGUUCAGUGACCACACCGGUGACGUGAUGAGCUUGUCGCUGGGCCCUAACCAGAAUGUGUUUGUUUCUGGUGCUUGUGAUGCUACAGCCAAGCUGUGGGAUAUCCGCAGUGGUAAGGCUACCCAGACUUUCACCGGUCAUGAGUCAGACAUCAAUGCUGUGAACUUCUUCCCCAAUGGUGAUGCCUUCGCGACUGGCUCAGAUGACGCAUCCUGCCGCUUGUUUGACAUCCGAGCGGAUCGGGAGCUGAACUCGUUCACCCACGACAACAUUCUUUGCGGUAUUACUUCAGUCGCAUUUUCAAUCUCUGGUCGCAUUCUCUUCGGUGGCUAUGACGAUUGGACCUGCAAUGUGUGGGACACCCUCAAAGGCGAGCGAGUGGGUGUUCUCACUGGUCACGAGAACCGUGUCAGCUGCUUGGGAGUCAGCGCAGAUGGCAUGGCGCUCUGCACAGGCAGUUGGGACAGCACGCUCAGGGUUUGGGCGUAA